This is a messenger RNA of Elephantulus edwardii (Cape elephant shrew), 1080 nucleotides long. It is a transcript of the gene BHLHE22, whose product is annotated as basic helix-loop-helix family, member e22. Lineage: Eukaryota; Metazoa; Chordata; Mammalia; Macroscelidea; Macroscelididae. The record is from RefSeq and is a predicted model, not a curated record. The coding region runs from base 1 to 1080 and encodes 359 amino acids. Gene Ontology annotation, molecular function: protein dimerization activity. The transcript has a single exon.
AUGGAGCGCGGGCUGCACCUCGGCGCAGCCGCUGCGGGCGGCGAAGACGACCUCUACCUGCACAAGAGCCUAGGCGCAGCCACCGCCAAGCGCCUGGAAGCGGCUUUCCGCUCCACGCCCCCGGGCAUGGACCUGUCCCUGGCGCCGCCGCCUCGGGAGCGCCCGGCGUCCUCCUCCUCGUCACCCUUGGGCUGUUUCGAGCCGGCUGACCCCGAGGGGGCAGGGCUCCUGCUGCCGCCGCCCGGAGGCGGCGGGGGCGCGGGAGGCGGCGGCGGCGGCGGCGGAGUGGGCGUCCCCGGGCUGCUGGUGGGCUCUGCCGGCGUAGGGGGCGACCCUAACCUCAGCAACCUCCCGGCCGGGGCCGCCUUGUGCCUCAAGUACGGCGAGAGCGCCGGCCGGGGCUCGGUGGCCGAGAGCAGCGGCGGCGAGCAGAGCCCCGACGACGACAGCGACGGGCGCUGCGAGCUGGUACUGCGGGCCGGGGGCGCGGACCCGCGGGCCUCUCCGGGCGCGGGUGGCGGCGGCACCAAGGCGGCCGAGGGCUGCUCCAACGCCCACCUCCACACCGGCGCCAGCGUGCCCCCGGGGGGCCCGGGCGGCGGGGGAGGCGGCAGCGGCGGCGGCGGGGGCAGCAGCAAGAAAUCCAAAGAGCAGAAAGCGCUGCGGCUCAACAUCAACGCCCGCGAGCGUCGGCGGAUGCACGACCUGAACGACGCGCUGGACGAGCUGCGCGCGGUCAUCCCAUACGCGCACAGCCCCUCGGUGCGGAAGCUCUCCAAGAUCGCCACGCUGCUGCUCGCCAAGAACUACAUCCUCAUGCAGGCGCAGGCCCUCGAGGAGAUGCGGCGCCUGGUCGCCUAUCUCAACCAGGGCCAGGCCAUCUCGGCCGCCUCCCUGCCCAGCUCGGCAGCUGCAGCGGCCGCGGCAGCCGCCCUGCACCCCGCGCUCGGCGCCUACGAGCAGGCGGCCGGCUACCCGUUCAGCGCCGGGCUGCCCCCCGCUGCCUCCUGCCCGGAGAAGUGCGCCCUGUUCAACAGCGUCUCCUCCAGCCUCUGCAAACAGUGCACGGAGAAGCCUUAA